AUGUCAGGCCUUCCAGAAUCCUCCGGCAUAGCAUCCUCGGUUGGGGACCAGAACCCCGCCGUGGAUGUGAAAGUCGGGGUUAAGAAACCUAAGAAGAAGAAGGUUCUACUGAUGGGCAAGAGCGGCUCGGGGAAAUCGAGCAUGCGGAGCAUAAUCUUCAGUAACUACAUUGCCCGCGACACGAGAAGACUAGGCGCCACCAUAGACAUCGACCUCUCCCACGUCAAGUUCCUCGGAAACCUAACCCUCAACCUCUGGGACUGCGGCGGCCAAGAAGCCUUCAUGGAAAACUACCUCUCCCAACAGCGCGUCCACGUCUUCUCCCACGUCGGCGUCCUCAUCUACGUCUUCGACAUCGAGUCUCGCGACGUCGACCGCGACCUAGCGACUUACGUCUCCAUCAUAUCCGCCCUAGUCCAGUUCUCCCCGACCGCCCGCAUCUACAUCCUCAUCCACAAGAUGGACCUUAUCCUCCCUUCCUCCCGCGAGAGCCUCUUCAACGACCGCGUCCACAUGGUCCGACAGAAGACGGCCGAACUAGCCGCUUCGCUGGGCCUCCCCGUCGGCGGCGAGGGCGGUCCCCUCGAGAUCACACCGUUCGCUACUUCGAUCUGGGACCAGAGCUUGUACAAGGCCUGGGCGAGUAUUAUACACGACCUCGUGCCGAACUUAGCCGCUAUCGAGCGUAACCUCGCCAAUCUCGGCGUCGCCAUCGAGGCCGAGGAACUCCUCCUCUUCGAACGAACCUCCUUCCUCGCCGUCUCGUCUUGGACCUCCGAAGCGGGACAGGAUAACCCUACGGAGGACCGUCUCGAACGCAUGUCUAACAUCAUGAAACAGUUCAAGCAGUCCAUAAGCCGUUUCACGGGUACGCCCCGCAACGCGGAGCAGUUUGUCUGCAUGGAACACAAGGCCGGCACCAGGUUCAGCCUCUUUAUCCUCAAGUUUACGACGAAUACCUACCUUAUGGCCGUGUUGCCUCCCGGUGAAGCGAGGUUCAACGCCGCUAUGCUCAAUUGUCGCAUUGCCAUUGAGCACUUUAAGUUCUUGGAUGGUCCAAGUACCCCUGCGGCAUCACGUGUACCGCAAAUAAGUAACUAA
Scedosporium apiospermum is the source of this 1101-nucleotide messenger RNA. Its product is annotated as Ras-related GTP-binding protein A. The coding region runs from base 1 to 1101 and encodes 366 amino acids. Gene Ontology annotation, cellular component: nucleus; fungal-type vacuole membrane; Gtr1-Gtr2 GTPase complex. The record is from RefSeq and is a predicted model, not a curated record. The transcript has 2 exons. Gene Ontology annotation, molecular function: GTP binding; GTPase activity. Lineage: Eukaryota; Fungi; Ascomycota; Sordariomycetes; Microascales; Microascaceae. Gene Ontology annotation, biological process: cellular response to amino acid stimulus; positive regulation of TOR signaling; cellular response to starvation.